Molecule: messenger RNA, 3029 nt
Organism: Salvelinus namaycush (lake trout)
Lineage: Eukaryota; Metazoa; Chordata; Actinopteri; Salmoniformes; Salmonidae
Product: suppressor of cytokine signaling 6-like
Exons: 2
Coding region: 596-2143 (515 amino acids)
Biological process (GO): protein ubiquitination; phosphatidylinositol phosphate biosynthetic process; regulation of growth
Cellular component (GO): phosphatidylinositol 3-kinase complex
Molecular function (GO): 1-phosphatidylinositol-3-kinase regulator activity
Source: RefSeq, a predicted model, not a curated record
GACAGGCUGUGGUUUAUCUUAGUUUUACAAUUAUUUUCCUCAACCCCCGGACUGGUCUGCUUCGCAAGCGUUCCCGGUAGUCUCGCGAUGUUGCAUCUCUGGGUUUAGAAACUCUGACCCCAUCGAAGAAGAAGUACCUAUUUUCCCACAAUGCAAGCGUCAUGUAAACAAAGGACAACGACAGGAAGGGAGACUGAAAAGUUCUAGCUAGUUGAUUGAGUACCUAGUUACAAGUGCAACUUGCUACAGCAUUUCUGCAAUGGAUAUACCAACAAUAUAAAUAUAUUUAAGUAGAUAACUAACCAGUUUGACAUAGUUUGUAUUGUUUUUCGUUUCUCGUGUGGGGUCUCUACAUCCAGUUAGCUUGCUACAGUAACGUUAGUUAACUUGCGUGCCUAGCAGCUAACAGUAGCUAUAGUACUUUGUCUCAAAAUGCAUUGGUCUUGGCAGUUUCACAGGGAAACAGUUUUUAAAAGAGGAUGACGGGUAAUAUCAAAAGUGAAUCGAAUUAAAGAAGGGAUGACAGCUUUUGGAGGACAACCUAUGUGGCCAUCCAUACAUCCAUGAGCCUCCCCACGUCUGAGGGACUUCCACAAUGAAGAAAAUUUGUCUGAAAACGAUACGAAAAUCAUUCAACCUAAAAAGCAGAGAGGAGGGAAAGGAUAUUGUACCACAGCCAAAAUCAGCUACCGACAUCUCAACAGAUUCAGUGUUUGGAAAAUGUUACAACAAAGAACUUGUUCGUAACGACUUUGGUCAUGAGGAGGAGAAAGGCCCUAAGAACCGCUCCAAGGGUGAGAGUCUUAUGGGAUCACUGAAAAGAAGGCUUUCGGCGAAGCAGAAAAAUAAAAUAAAGGAAAGUUCCACAUCAGUGACCAGUGAAGAUGACACAUUCUCGUGCUCCUCGGCACCCAUAUUCUUUAAUGAUGUCAAAUCACAACACCAUCUAAGAUCUAAUAGUCACCAUUAUAGCCCCACGCCAUGGGCCCUCAGGGCAGCAAAUUCUGAGGAAGCAUGCAUUAGGAGGGAUGGGAAAGUGAAAGCUAUGAUACACUCAUCAGACCCAAGCCCAUCUCUGAAUGGCAUUCUGAAAGAAUUCCCAGACCCCCAGAGGGAUAGGCCUUUUCAGGAUUCAGCUGAAAACACUGAGCCUCAGAAUGGUGAUUUGCAUCUAGGUAUUGACCAUGAAAAUGUACCUGCCAUCAUUGGAAUAGCAUCUCAGGACUAUAUUCACUAUGCAAUGCCUUUAGAUGAUGAACUUGACCCUGCAGAAGGUUUGGAUAGUCCCUUUCCAAUGGAUGAGGUGCCUCAGCCUGAGCGAUUCCCUCCUUUUGCAGAUGAAGAGCCCAUUGACCAGGAGAAGCUGAUGUCACCAGAUAUAUUCAUGGACCCAUCGGUGAAUCGACUGCUCUCAGAUGCUGAAUGUGCCUUGAUUCAAGACUCUAGAAUAGAGCCUCCUCUCUCCCCCUUGCUAUCUCUGCCACCUGGUAGUCACAUCCGAAGGAGUUUCCUAGUAUAUGGUGGUUCUUCUCACUCACAUGGUGCAGAGAGAGUUUUUCAUCAUCUCAACUUUGACCCCAAUUCAGCCCCGGGCGUUGGCAGGGUUUAUGAUGCUGUUCAGCACAGCGGGCCCAUGAUUGUAACCAGCCUUACAGUAGAGCUAAAGAAACUGGCCAAGCAGGGUUGGUACUGGGGUCCUAUAACGCGUUGGGAAGCUGAGGAAAAACUUGCCAGCCUGCCAGAUGGGUCAUUCUUGGUGCGAGACAGCUCAGACGAUCGUUAUCUUUUGAGCUUGAGCUUUCGUUCACAGGGUAAGACCCUCCACACCAGGAUUGAACACUCCAAUGGCAGUUUCAGUUUCUACGAACAGCCAGAUGUGGAGGGUCACAUAUCAAUAGUGGAACUCAUAGAAUGUUCAAUCAUAGAUUCUGAGAGUGGAGCCUUCUGCUAUUCACGAUCUCGCACACCAGGGACUGCAAUGUAUCCUGUCAGACUGACAAACCCUAUCUCAAGGUUUAUGCAGGUGCGCUCCAUGCAGUACCUCUGUCGGUUUGUCAUCCGUCAGUACACACGGAUCGACCUUAUCCAGAAGUUGCCUUUGCCAAACAAGAUGAAAGAUUACUUGCAGGAAAAGCACUACUGAAGGGGUUAAAUGAAACUCAGUUGGACUUUCUUGCACAUUUUUGAUCAGUGAUAUAUUGACUUAGUCCUCAUUUAAAACAUUUUUUACCCUUUUACUUGGCUGUUACAAAUACUUUUUGUGAAUUUGAUUUCAGUACAUGUAACACAGUACAAUGUCUCCCUAUCUAGUGAUCUGUUCAACAGCCAAUGCCAGCAACUGACAUAUAUAUAUAUAUUGAGCAUACAGUUAUACUCCCAACCUCAAAGCAAAGGAUUGAAGCUGAACCUUAAUCAAAUCUACUUUAAAAAAAUGUGCAUUGGAUUAUUUAUUUUAAUUGUGUUUUGAUGGACCAAGUGUUUUGUUAUAUAAAGCACAAAUACUUCUAAUCAUUACUACACUCAACAUUUCUGCAUUGUCCUAUGUGGUUUGUUGUCUUACAUUAAACCAGUUUGUUUGUACUGUAGCUACUAGCUAGUAUGAUUUUGAUACCUGAAAGUUCUCUGCUCAGUCUUUAGUAAAGUUGUUUUUCUUUAGCCUCAGUGAUGGUUUCUCAUUGCAUGUUAAUUAUAUUGAGUAUAUGGAGAAAGAAAAUGUAAGUACAACACAUCUGAUGCUGUAAUUUGGGAGAACUAAUCGUCAUCGACUGUGUAUAACCAUAUAUCGAGAUAAUGGCUUAUUUGUGCAGCCUAAACUUGACUGUUUGCCUGUCACUGUAAGUAUAAGGAAAAAAUGCUUCACCUUGUUACUUUUCAGGUCAUGAAAUGCUACCUAUGGUAGAAUACUUGUUUUGGUAUGUCUCACCCCCCCUCCCCCUUUUGAAAGGCUGUACUCUGAUUUAUUGCACAUCUUCAAUGCAGUUAAAGGAGGGGUGUUUAUGACUGUUAAUAAACUGCAUUCACAGAUAACA